Molecule: messenger RNA, 669 nt
Organism: Durio zibethinus
Lineage: Eukaryota; Viridiplantae; Streptophyta; Magnoliopsida; Malvales; Malvaceae
Source: RefSeq, a predicted model, not a curated record
AUGCUUUCAGGCAAUUCACCUGGCUGCCCAUCAUCAGCUUGUGUCUAUGACAUCCAAUAUGGGGACUCGUCUUUCUACGUUGGAGUUUUUGCUAAAGAAAAGCUCACCUUGACAUCAACAGUUGUGUUCGACAACUUUCUAUUUGGUUGCGGACAAAACAAUCAAGGUCUUUUUGGGGGCGUAGCCGAUUUGCUAGGACUUGGCCUAGAUAACUUAUCUUUGCCUACGCAAACUGCCUUAAAAUACAAGAAAUUCUUCUCCUACUGCUUGGCCUCAUCCGCCUGCUCAACUGCAUCUAUUGUCACUACUGCUGGCGCGAUCAUUGACUCUGGAACUGUCAUCACGCGGAUGCCACCAACUGCCUAUGCGGCAUUGAGGUCUGCAUUUCGACAACGCAUGAACCAAUAUCAGUACUCUCAUGAAACUUAUCAGUACUCCAUAAGUGGAGUGCAUAUUAGUUCAAAAUUAGCCAAAUUGGUGAAUAAGUUUAAUUUCCAAAUUUACCUGGUGUUCUUAUUAAGGACAAUUAGAUAUAUAUUACUUCACAUUUCAAGGUUUACUCUUGUUAUAAAUAGAUUAUCACCUACGCAAAUGUUAGCUGCAGGAAAUACAACAAUUUUUUCUCUUAUUGCUUGCCAUCAUCCUCCAGCUCAAGCGGCCAUCUCCUAG